UUUGUAUUGUGAAAGUAACAAAGCUGACGUGUCCCUUUACAUUUUGAAUAAAAGCUAAAUCCUAUGGCCAUUUCUUCAUAUCUCUCUAUUUUACUGUUCAUGAGAUAGUUAAGAUUCGGGCCAAGACUUGAUAGUGCAUACUAAAGUUGUUCAUACACACAAGAAUCGAGGCACAGUGUUUUUAAAAAUCUAGAUUAGAAAGAAAUCGUCCACCUGUCAUCAUGCUUGUUGAAUACCUUCCGAUGGAAUUCUUCCCAGUUGCUUUGAUCAUAUUGAUAAUCCUGUGGGUUCAUCAUCUGUGGAAGAAAAAUGGUCCCCAGAGAACUGAAGGGGCAAGCAAUCGUCCAGGUCAACAAAGGAAAAACAAACUCUACCCAGACUUAUCAGAGAACAGCCUUUUGAAGAAUUAUUCUGCUCGACACUUGAAUGCCAUUGUUGAUAAGUUUUCGAACUUGGACGAUGUGGGGCAGGCAAUUCGGAAUGCUGGAUUGGAGUCUAGCAAUCUUAUUUUUGGUAUCGACUAUACUAGCAGUAAUGCUAUACAGGGAGAAAGGUCCUUCAAUGGGCGUAACCUUCAUACCAUCGAGCCUGGCCUUUUGAACCCCUACAUGCAGGUGAUCUCCAUUCUCGGCGAGACAUUGGAACCAUUUGAUGAUGACGGUAUCAUUCCGGCGUUUGGAUUUGGCGAUUCCACCACCAGAGAUAGGGGUGUGUUCCCUUUCAGACAAGAGGGUUACUGUACCGGAUUUCAUGACGUCCUACAAGCCUACAACCAACUCACCCCAAGAGUGCAACUGAGUGGGCCAACAAAUUUCGCACCAUUAAUCCACGAGGCAAUCAAUAUUGUCAGGACAACUAAAGCCUACCAUAUCCUAGUGAUAGUCGCAGACGGUCAGGUGACAAAUGAACGUCCCACGAAGGAGGCGAUCGUGGCCGCAUCCCAAUACCCACUUUCGAUAAUAAUGGUCGGCGUUGGCGACGGUCCCUGGGACAUGAUGGAAGAAUUUGACGACGAACUCCCCGCGAGAAAAUUUGACAAUUUCCAGUUCGUGAACUUUCAUAAGAUAAUGGCGACGUCGCGGAACAGGGAGGCGGCAUUUGCGUUGUCUGCGUUGAUGGAGAUUCCGGAUCAAUUCAAAGCGAUUCAGGCGUUGGGAUUAAUGAAUAUGUGAAAAGACAAAAGUGUAUAUUUUGGAUCUCAAACUGAGUGGUGCUGUAUUGCUUAUGUCAAAGGAAAUACACAUACAUGUAGAAGUUAUCUUCUCACAGUGAAAUGUGCACAGUAUAAGUUCUAUUAUCAUGUGUAAUGAUUCACAUUGAUUUCUCCUGUUCAUGUCAAAAGAAAUGAAUAGAGAAGUGCUGUUCUCAAGUGGCAUGUGAUUCACAUUGAUUUCUCCUGUUCAUGUCAAAAGAAAUGAAUAGAGUAGUGCUGUUCUCAAGUGGCAUGUGAUUCCCAUUGAUUUCUCCUGUUCAUGUCAAAAGAAAUGAAUAGAGUAGUGCUGUUCUCAAGUGGCAUGUGAUUCACAUUGAUUUCUCCUGUUCAUGUCAAAAGAAAUGAAUAGAGAAGUUCUGUUCUCAAGUGGCAUGUGAUUCACAUUGAUUUCUCCUGUUCAUGUCAAAAGAAAUGAAUAGAGAAGUGCUGUUCUCAAGUGGCAUGUGAUUCACAUUUUUUCUCCUGUUCAUGUCAAAACAAAGGAGCGUGGCCAUUCCUUGAUUUGUGAACAUUGCCACCUGAACACCCAAGGAGCUUGAGCUUGUCCAAUCUAAUCACUUCUGUGAAUCGUAAAAUGUGACUCAUCACCUUAGAAUUGAACUUAAGUACAUGUAUGAGUGUACUAUUUUAAGCAUUUUGGCAUGUGUAAAAAAAUCAGCACUGUACAGGGGUACAGGAACAUUUUAGAACAUGAUAAUGUUGACCUCUAUGUAAAAUAUUCACGUUGGCCUUCAAUGAGUCUAUUGUAAAUAAAUGUUAUUUUUCAAUAUUGGACUGUACUGUAAAUAUUGUAACAACCUGUACAGUUAUUAAGAUGUAUAUUGUGUAAAAAUAUAUU
Messenger RNA from Lineus longissimus, 2051 nucleotides. RefSeq lists its product as uncharacterized. NCBI's taxonomy places the organism in Eukaryota, Metazoa, Nemertea, Pilidiophora, Heteronemertea, Lineidae. Bases 222 to 1172 code for a protein of 316 amino acids. The transcript has 6 exons. Gene Ontology annotation, molecular function: ubiquitin-protein transferase activity. Gene Ontology annotation, cellular component: nucleus. The record is from RefSeq and is a predicted model, not a curated record. Gene Ontology annotation, biological process: protein ubiquitination.